This is a messenger RNA of Trichoplax adhaerens, 399 nucleotides long. RefSeq lists its product as uncharacterized. The record is from RefSeq and is a predicted model, not a curated record. The transcript is spliced from 5 exons. Bases 1 to 399 code for a protein of 132 amino acids. Gene Ontology annotation, cellular component: cytoplasm. NCBI's taxonomy places the organism in Eukaryota, Metazoa, Placozoa, Uniplacotomia, Trichoplacea, Trichoplacidae.
AUGGCCGGCAGAAAAAGUAAGAAAACCUUAAACAGAACCAGCCAAGACGAAAAACCUCCAUCGUCGCUUUGCGAUAAUCAACGAGCAGAUAAUGCCGUCUUUAGGUCAAAGAUUGGCGAUGUUUUGAUUACGAUUAAGGCCAAACCGGGCUCAAAGGAAAACGCUGUUACAGAUAUUAGCUCCGAUGGAAUUGGGAUCCAAAUUGCAGCUCCAGCCAGAGAAGGAGAGGCAAAUAGCGAAUUGAUCAAGUUUCUAUCAUCAAUCUUAAAAGUCAAGAAAAGCUCAAUCUUGUUAGAUAAAGGCUCGAAGUCACGCCAUAAAACUAUCUGUGUCAACAAAAAUGCAGACUUGACAGAAAAGCAAGUGCUAGAAUUACUUCAAGAAACAUUAUCACAAUAG